Messenger RNA from Striga asiatica, 666 nucleotides. The record is from the annotation of a GenBank genome assembly. Lineage: Eukaryota; Viridiplantae; Streptophyta; Magnoliopsida; Lamiales; Orobanchaceae.
AUGGCUUCAAACAUUCCGAUCAAUUUGAACGAACCUCCUCACGACGUAGAAGAUGCAGUCCUGAGAUCCUCACAGAACAUUAUAAUUGACCUAAGUUUCGACAAUAUCCUGGAAAUUGGAUACCCUAUUAUCGAGCUCGACUUAAAUCAAUUUUUUGAAGAUGAUGACGAAGCUAGGUCUGUUUCAUCUGUGGAAGAGGAUAUUGGCCAGCAAGCUAAUGGUGGAGAAGGAAAUAGAGACAUAGAAGGGCACGUAAUAUCGAGUGGACAAGAGAUCUUCAAUGAGUUUGACAACGUCAAUGGUGAAGCAGUGAAGACAAGACAAGGCAAUGUUCAAGGGAGAAAGAAAAUGACUCUAACUAACGUUGAACGUUGGGCAGUUUACCAUGCUUUGUUGGAGAAAAAUGUAAAUGGUAAAUUGAAAAAGAAUACAACAAAAGAAGUGAAAGAUAUAUUCAAUAUUGAGGAGAUGCGAACAGUUCAAAGAAUAUGGCAAAUUCACAAGAGAACUCCACCAGGCUCAGAUGUGGAUGUUUCAUCGAAAAAGGCACGAAAUUGUGGUCGUAAACAAAUUGAGAUGGCGAAUGGAAGGCAUCGUUACGAAAUAUCUUCCCUGAUUAAUAGUGAAUACAUCUGCUUUCCCGCUCACAACAAAAGCCGGCUUUGA